Suillus paluster is the source of this 1136-nucleotide messenger RNA. Its product is annotated as NAD(P)-binding protein. The coding region runs from base 200 to 1039 and encodes 279 amino acids. Lineage: Eukaryota; Fungi; Basidiomycota; Agaricomycetes; Boletales; Suillaceae. The transcript is spliced from 5 exons. The record is from RefSeq and is a predicted model, not a curated record.
GUUCAUUGAACUCAUAUUGCAGAUCUAUUCAUAAUUACGGGUCGAUGUCAUGGUAUGUACCAGCUGGACAGGUGACCACUGGCACUAUCCCUCAUGUAUAACGGCGUUCCGGCUCGGAAAUUUCACACCUCAACACUUUUGAUAACUGUGAUCAACCGUCAUCGCUUGGUUAUCGUUCCGCACACAGUUACAGGACCUCAUGGAUCUUGGAUUGAAAGGAGUGCAUGUCCUUGUUACAGGGGCAAGCGGCGGCAUCGGACUUGAGACUGUGAAAUUGUUUUGUGCUCUGGGUGCGAAUGUAACCGCACAUUAUAACUCGCAAUUUGGUCCGAUCCAGGAACUUCUGGCGUCGAAUAUCAAUAUUCAACAUGUCCAGGCGAAUCUGUCUCAAGAGGAGGCCGUGGUGGCCAUGUUCGAGUCACUGUCUACCAUGCCUUAUGGCCCAGUACAAGUAGCUGUUGUCAAUCACGCUAUAUCUCACAGUUUAGAUGUGCCCAUUGCCAGGAUGACACUGGAUCAAUGGAACAUCACGAUGACGAUGAACUUGACGUCCUCGUUCCUAGUGUGUAGGGAGUAUUUGAAACAUCUAGAAAGGGCUUCCUCGGGUAUCAAGGAAAAUGCAAUGAUUGUACUUAUCGGGAGUACUGCUGGAAAGUAUGGUGAAGCCAACCACGGUGACUACGCUGCAACGAAGAGUGCAAUGAUGUAUGGUCUGAACCUUACGUUGAAGAAUGAAAUCGUAAAGAUAGCCCCAAAAGGCAGAGUCAACUGUGUUGCACCUGGCUGGGUCAAGACACGCAUGGCUGAAGAAGCCUUGAAAGAUCCUCAAACGGUGUGUCGCAUAUUGGCUACGAGCCCGCUUAAGAAGGUGGCCAUGCCGAUGGACGUCGCAACACAGAUUGUGGUCCUUGCGUCGUCUACUCUUUCUGGUCACGUCACUGGUCAAGUAGUGAUGGUUGAGGGUGGAAUGGAAGGGAGACUGCUAAACAGGCCGGAAGAUUUGCAGGGAUCUCAAGCCCUUGGGGGGGGAAUAAUAUAAGUAAACGCCUUUCGUUUCUCAGCAGUACGUAAGUACUUGCUGUGCUCCUAUGUAGCGCCGCUUUGUAAGCAAUUGCAGGUCCGAAGUGGCGGACCGG